AUGCAAACAGGAUAACAGCCAAAUAUUAUAAGCUAAAAUGUUGCGAUGAAUGACAGAUCUAGAUGUCAAGACACUUUUAGAUCACCUUCUUUGAAGAGUAUAUGCAUGUCAUCAUCAAUCUAGGAUGAUCUAAAAGAAGAUUAAAUGACUAAUUUUUAUACAGAAAUGGCUUUUAAAAGAGAGAGUAUGGACGAUAUGACAAAUUUGAGUAUUGAGAGGGAGACUAAGCAAGAGACUUUAAGCGAAACAUUUAUUGGGUCUCAUAACAAUAUGACUAAAGAGGAUUAAUAUUCACAAGACUCAGUAUCAAAGAAUAAAAAAGAUAAAUUAAAAUAAAAAAAUACCAACAAUAACAAUAACAUUCCAAAAUAAUCUAAGUUAUUUAAAAGCAAAAGCUGUAACUAAAAAAAAAAUAAAAGGGAAAUUAGAUGCAAAAGUGCUUUAAUCCAGCAAGAUAAAAAAACAAAUGCUCAUCGUUUAGAUUUUGAUUUUUUAGUAUUUGACUCAUUGAAAUAUGCUGAAAAGAAGAGCCCCCUUCAAAUGGCAUACUAUCACAAGAGCAUGGAUAAAUUUGAGAUGAAUAAGAAAGAUAAAUUGUUAACUAUUCAUUUUGACUCUUUAGAUAAAAUUAAAACUCCUAUUACACUCAUAUUAAAAAAACUUAUUAGUGAUUCAAGCUCCUCAGCUAAAGAUUUGUGUGAUUCUUUAUAUUAUUUCCAUAAACUUUUAAAGAAAUUCCGCACAAUCCGAGAGAAUAAUAAUGAUAAAAUAAAUAUUUUCAAGCAAUUCAUGCCUCUUCUCCCUAAUCAUCAAACUCCCGAAUAAGUUCUUGCUAGUGAUCCCAAAUUUCCUUCUUUAACAGCUACUUAUAAAAUUAAUGCAAAGAAAGGAACUAUAAGUCUCGAUAAAUAUACCUUCAACGAGAAGCUUUCUCAAUUAUUAGGAUUCCCAAAACUUGAAUUGUUAUAGUAACAUAUUCAAUUUACAAAAAAACUUCCUUCAUUGACUGUCCCUACAGAUUAUUAUAACUACAUAAUGGAAGCACUCUUGAAUAAAUUUGAGAAGCAAAGAAGUUCAGUCUGUAAAGGUGUUAUUAAGACCUUCGAUGGCAUCUUACUAAAUAUAACAGAAAAAAUGGUUUCUCGUUGUCAUAUUGACAGUGAUAUAACUCCUGCACAACUGAAUUUACCUUCUUAAACUCAACAAACUAAAGAAGUAAAUCUCUAUGAGAAAUGCAAAAUUGAAGUGGAAGACUUUGAUUACCCUAAUAAAUAAACAGAAGAUGAUGAUGAUGAAGAAGAUAAUGAAGAUGAAAAUACUCCUUAAGGAAUACUAUAUGUGAUGACAAAACACUUCUUUUUCAUCGAAAAUUAGGAAAUUAAUAAAUACAUUUUUAGUAAAGAAAGAUUAGCUCUUUGUGAAUCUAUUGAUUUCUCAAAAUUGAUUUAAGAGAGUUUGCCUUUGCCAUAAGAAAAAAAUUUUGAUUAUGUUUAUUCAAAAUCAAAAAAUUGUAAUUCAAAAAAUAAUAAAGUUAAUAAAUUGAAUGGUGAAAAUCCAAGCAAAAAAAUAUUCUUAAAUAACUAAAGAGAAAUUACCAAAUCUGUAUAAGAUGCAUAACAAAUUUUAAAGGAAGAAUUUAUUCCUCCAGCUUCAAGUAGUAUCAAUAAUAUUUAACCUAGUACACCUGUUGAUGAAAUUAAGAAUACCUUGAUAUCUGACAAUGACUGUAACAACAAACAGGUAGAUUAUUUCAAUCUUAAAGGUAUUGAUUUACUGGAACUUAUUAAGUAAACAUUUUAAAUCUAAAAUGAAUAGAAGCCAAUUUAAAACAAAUAAACUGAAAACAACAUUAACAAUCAUGAGUCUUAAUCAAAUGAAUAGAUAAAUUUAUAAAAAGAUAUUGUUGAAACUAGGUGUUCAUACAGACUUGUUACUUCUAAUAAAUUUGAAAGUUGA
Tetrahymena thermophila SB210 is the source of this 1956-nucleotide messenger RNA. RefSeq lists its product as hypothetical. Lineage: Eukaryota; Ciliophora; Oligohymenophorea; Hymenostomatida; Tetrahymenidae. The record is from RefSeq and is a predicted model, not a curated record. The transcript has a single exon.